Boleophthalmus pectinirostris (great blue-spotted mudskipper) is the source of this 3063-nucleotide messenger RNA. RefSeq names its product 3-hydroxyacyl-CoA dehydratase 4 (gene hacd4). Bases 147 to 1040 code for a protein of 297 amino acids. The record is from RefSeq and is a predicted model, not a curated record. NCBI's taxonomy places the organism in Eukaryota, Metazoa, Chordata, Actinopteri, Gobiiformes, Gobiidae. Gene Ontology annotation, biological process: very long-chain fatty acid biosynthetic process; sphingolipid biosynthetic process; fatty acid elongation. Gene Ontology annotation, molecular function: 3-hydroxyacyl-CoA dehydratase activity. The transcript is spliced from 7 exons. Gene Ontology annotation, cellular component: endoplasmic reticulum membrane.
AGUAGUAGUAGAUUAGUAGUAGUAGUAUUAGUAGUAGUAUUAAUAGUAGUAGUAGUAUUAGUAGUAGUAGUAGUAUUUAUUCAAACUAUCUCAAAAGUGAACAAUCUGGCAACAUUAAAGGUGCUCUGUGUAACUUUUCUAAUACAAUGUCUGUCAUUUGCUUUUCUAAUUGUUAUUGCUUUGAUACUAUUAUUGGUCUUGCGUUAAAGAGCCAUUGUGUAACUUUUCUGGUAGAGGGUCAGAGAUGUUGUUGCUUUGGAACAUUUCACAGUAUUGUAUUUAACCAUUCUACCCAAACCAGAUCAUUUUACAGGUCAGAUCUGUGGAGAGAUGACCCCGCUCACAGUCAGAAUGCCUGUUUUUCUAGGCUCAGCUUCAGGCUCACCUACAUUUUUGUGUACAACCUGCUGCAGUUCUGUGGACACACGUGGAUCCUCACCAACACCAUCGCCAGGUUUUUGACUUUCGGGAAAGAUGCCUUGGCGGACACGUUUUACUCGGUCGGCUUUGUCAUGAGUCUGUGUCAGCUGCUGUCUUUCCUGGAGCUUUUCCACAUCGCAGACGGCAUCGAGAAAGCCCGACUCCUGCCACGCUUCAUACAGGUCACAGAGAAGAAUGUGCUCUUGAUAAUGGUGAUCCUGCUGGAGGAGAUGCAGAGUAAACCUGUCGUGUGUCUGCUGUUUCUCCUCUGGAACAUUCAAGACCUCUUAAGGUACCCCCAUGAACUGCUGUGUGCCAUGGACAGGCCCUCUGUAACUAUGCUGUGGACCCGCUACACACUGUGGAUCCCUCUGUACGCGCUGUCUGUGGCUACUGAAGGUUUCACUCUCUACCAGGCUUUACCACACAUCAGUUCAGUGACUCCACCUUCAGAUGUACUCAACUCCACCGUGACCACAUCCACCAACCUCCACUUCGUUGUGAUUGGCUACUUAACACUUUUGGCACUUGGUGGAAGUGUAAGUGUUUGGCAGUUGCUGAAAGAGAGAAAGCAUCAUCUGGACAAAUGGAACAAGAAAAAGAAAACAAAAUUGAAAUGAGAUUUUUCCAUAAGAACUGAGAACAUGGUUUUCUUCUUGAAAUCUGGACAGGGCUUCAAAGCCAGGAGUCAAGAUGAAACAACAAUAACAAUAUUUUUUUAUUUAUAUCAAGGAGGACUAAAGUGUCCAGCACACAGAGGGCCAUGAUUUCAACAGUUAACAUUUCUAUUAGUUUAUUAUUUGUUAAAAGAGUCAAUACUGUGACAUUUUGUUGUUUGUUGUAUUGGAUUCAUUGAGCAUUUUUAUCAAGUAACUUUCAGAAAUUCCACGACUAUCCGCUGACCUGUUCACAUGUUUAGUAUUUUUUCAGAUUUCUUUAAGACUCAAAAUGUGACCUGUUUUCUUCUCUUUUCUGGAUGUUUGUCACUUUUUCUUUACUCUACUGUCCAAACUCUAAAUCAAUGAAAGCAAAGGGGAAGCGUUAUGAAGAAUAGGAAGUGAGCUGGCAAAGCACACGAGCAAGAGGAAAGUGUGUGUGGGUGAGGGCUAAAGGAUCCACUGCGAAGUACAAAGACUUAAACAUGCUCAGAGCUGUUAAUAAGAAGCAAACACAAACACCAGAAUGGUACUUUUUUGGUUUAUUGUUGUCAGUACUGAGACAUCUUAUUACUGUGCACAGCUUUCAGGCCGCCAUUGCCAGGUUUUUAUGUAAACAUGAAGUGACCCUUGUUUAUGGAUCCAAAAUGAUCCUAAAAAAAAUACAAAUGUACUGACAUAGGCCUGGCUUCUGGAGUUAGACCCUUUUAUGGAACACCAUUGUCCUUUUGUAAAACUGUUUCCUCAGGCUUCACUACACAUCAGUCCAGUGACUCCACAACUCCACAGUGACCACACCCACCAACCUCCACUUUGUUCUGAUUGGCUACACUUUUGGCACUUGGUAAGGAUGCGGUAAUGAUGGAACAACAUCAUUGUGUAACUAUUUGUACAUAAUACUUAAUGAUUAAUGAUGAAAUGGUUUGCUUUUUAAUCUUGCAGGUGGUACUGUAACUAUUUGGCAGUUGCUGAAAGAGAGAAGGCAUCAUCUUGAUAAAUGGAACAAGAAAAAGAAAACAAAAUUGAAAUGAGAUUUUUGCCAAAGAACUGAGAACUUUACAAAAGCAGCAUUAGGAGCUUAAGCAGUUCCUGUUUCAACAAGUUUUCGAGGAACAUGUAAGCCUGUUUGUACUUCAGUCCAUGCAGAGGUGGGAUUUAUUUGUUGAUCUACCAGCCGCAAGCUCUGGUCCAAAUGGUUUUCUUCUUGAAGUCUGGACAGGAGCGCAAAGCCAGGAGACAAGCUGAAACAACAAUAACAAUAAUUUGAUUUUAAUUCAAUCAAGGAGAACUAAAGUGUCCAUUUAACAAAUCUACAUGUCUAUUAUGAAGAAAUAUUGUGCCAUUAUUUUAGUUGUUUAGGAUUCAAUGGGCAUUCCUGUCAAAGUACCAUAUUUUUUGGAUUAUAAAUCAUACUUUUUUCAUGGUUUGGGUUAUCCAGCAACUUAUAGAGGGCGCUCUAGGCUUGUGUGUUCCUAUACCACUGUCACUUUGCACUCUACUGCCCAUGUCAGCUGCAGAAAUAAGAGAAAGAGCCUCUGUCCUGUCUUAGUAUCAUGUCAGUCGAUCACACCAUUACUUCUGUAUCACUGACAAUUUAAAAUUUAAACAAACAUACAGACAACUGAAACCAUCCUGCUGGGAUUCAGAAAGGCCGGAAUAAUUCUAACUGGAACUGAUGCUGAGUCUGAGGAGAGCUACACAGAAGAGGAAGUGGCGCUCCCUUUACCUCCGGAGGUCACGGAGUUGUUCAGAAGUGACACCGAGAAUGAAGAAUUGAAUGGAUUUAGUGAUUUGGAGUGAGAUGGAGAGUUUGGUAAACUUGUUCUGUUAUGGAAUUUUGCUAUAUUUAUCUGAAGAACUGUUCAUAUGUGACAUUAACAGCCUGUUGUUCUCUGUUCUAUUGUUAUUACUAGAACUUGCCUUUUGAGAUUAAAUGUUUGUUCCUGGUCUCUGAUUUUAUAAAAUAAAUUUCCCCCAAAAAAUGCGA